CCCUGGCAGUCCUAGUGGCAGUAGAUCUGCUACAGCACCUUCACCCUGCUGGUCAGGGAACACAGGAACUGUGCCAGCGUUUGAUGGAUCCAACAGGCAGUUUCUUCCAGUCAUAAGGAUGGAAGUACUUGCUAUCAUUUUAUCAGCUCCAUGAACAGAGUUCAUCUUAUACGAUAUAUAGCUUCUCUGGCAAUCUUCCUUCCUUAGAUCAAGACAUACUGAAACAAACUGAGCAUGGCAUGAAUAUUCUCAGCGGCUUACUAAAGAGCAAGUGUGUGCUUCUGUCAUUAUUGCAUCAUUAGGUUAACCAGUUCAGCAGCCUUUUUGCAGGAGUGAGUGAAACUACAAAGGAAAAGACAACCACAUUUACCUAUUUUGUUCUGCAACUCUGUGUACGCAAUGUCCUGCUUACAAGUGGAUCCUUCAAUAAAAAGAGAGAGAAACUGAGAAGAUAAGCAGAGAGACUGAUCCAUAAAAAAAGAAGUACCCAGUACCUAAACCACGGCCCGGCAUGAUCAUGGAGAAAAGUUUCCCAAAAUAUGUUGCUUCGUUGGAAACGUUGGUCUACUUGUUACUAGUGUUGGUUGUCACCUAUUUGUGGCGGAGAUGGAGAAGAGGCAUCACCAUAAAGAAUGCUGAUUUUGUAGGGAGACAUGUGUUAAUCACUGGCUGUGACUCUGGAUUUGGAAAUCUAGCAGCUAGGACUUUUGACAAGAUUGGAUUUCGAGUUAUUGCUGGUUGCAAGACAGAAAAGGGAGCAGCACUGCUGAAAGCAUCUGCUUCUAAGCGGCUCCUGACUGUGUUGUUGGAUGUGACAGACACAGAGAAUGUCAGACAGGUGGCAGAAACUGUGAAAAAUGAAGUAGGAGAAAAAGGUCUGUGGGGCCUGAUCAACAAUGCAGGGAUUAUGGGAGUGACAGCACCAACUGACUGGCUGAAAAUCGAGCACUACAGAGCACCAAUUGAAGUUAAUUUAAUUGGCCUCAUAAAUGUAACAAUCCAUAUGCUUCCCUUGGUGAAGAAAGCCAAAGGAAGGAUAGUGAACGUAACCAGCGUGGGUGGUUGUCUAGCAAUAUGUGCAGGAGGUUACUGCCCAUCCAAAUUUGGAGCAGAAGCAUUCACUGACAGUUUAAGACAGGACAUGAAGGCAUUUGGAGUUUCGGUAUCUUGCAUUGAGCCUGGGCUGUUCAAAACAGGGCUUUCUGACAAAGCCAAAGUCAUAGAACAGAAGUGUGCUGUUUGGAAUGAUCUUCCAGCUGAUAUCCAAAAGCAGUAUGGCAAUAAUUUUUUAAAGGAAGAUGCAGCAAAGAAAGAAAAAUUGGUUAAGCUGUGUGAGAACUCAGACCUCUCGAUGGUGGUGAAGUGUAUGGAACAUGCCUUGAUGAGCAGAAAUCCACAGACACGCUACAGUGCAGGCUGGGAUGCUAAGCUGCUUUGGCUACCCCUUGCAAGCAUGCCAGCAUUUGUGCAGGACUUUGUACUCAUGAACAACAAAGUUAAGCCAGCUGAUCCAACUUCAGGGUGAAAUCCCUUCCUUUAUUUACCUAGAGGCCCCAGCAUAUCCUCACACAGCUCAGGAUAAGAACUGAAUGGAACUUGGUCACUGUUAAUCCGAAUGCCUCCUAAACGUUCCAUUUCAUGCGUUACUAACUGUGCAAUGAAGAAACAUAGAACUGUGUUCAGAGGUGAGCAAGUAACCAGUGAUGUUGGCAAUAAGCACUUAACAUUUCUUGUUUACAUUAAAACCAAAUACUUGUAGGGUC
Messenger RNA from Hemicordylus capensis (graceful crag lizard), 1763 nucleotides. It is a transcript of the gene DHRS9, whose product is annotated as dehydrogenase/reductase 9. Lineage: Eukaryota; Metazoa; Chordata; Lepidosauria; Squamata; Cordylidae. The record is from RefSeq and is a predicted model, not a curated record. The transcript has 6 exons. Bases 512 to 1525 code for a protein of 337 amino acids.